Messenger RNA from Osmerus eperlanus (European smelt), 1649 nucleotides. RefSeq names its product phosphoinositide-interacting protein-like. The record is from RefSeq and is a predicted model, not a curated record. Lineage: Eukaryota; Metazoa; Chordata; Actinopteri; Osmeriformes; Osmeridae. Gene Ontology annotation, cellular component: plasma membrane. Bases 103 to 492 code for a protein of 129 amino acids. The transcript has 2 exons.
AAUAUCACUUAUCUGAGCACAGGACCGCCACUGAUUAACAGCGGGUAAAGAGACGAAAAAGAGCAGCCUUCAGAUUACUGAGAAAAGCACUCAAAGCUCAGGAUGCUCUCCACAGUGGUCAUCAUUUCCGAAAUGGAGCACUCCGGGCAGGAUGCAGAGGCAUCUUCCCCGCUGAACCCCAACCCUGCUGGGCUCACCCUCCAGCCCCAUGCACCUAACCUACAGUGCUGGUCCCACUUCCAUAAGCCCAUCUUGGCCAUCCUGAUUGGGGGGCUGCUGUUUGGUUCAGGCACGGCUCUGUCCCUGCUAUACUUCACUCAGAUGGGAAACGUACCCUAUCUGCUAGGGCCUCUCCUGCUGUCGGUGGGUCUCAUGUUCUUGGUGACGGGGCUCGUGUGGGUGCCCGUGGUGAAGCAGAGUCUGGAACACAAGGCACUGACUAAGGUCAACGAUGGCAAGGGGAGCCAGCUGGAGCAGCAACAGCACUUAUAGCCUCUGACUGGACUGAAGUCGAUCAUGUCAGUGUGUGUGCAAGUGUGUGUGCAUUUGUGGGUUUCAUACCAAAUGAGUUAAGUAAAUUGGGCCUCUCAAUAUGCAACAAGCUGAGUGGAUAUAAUGCUGACAGAAGUGGUCGUUAUUCAGUAUCUACCAUCACAUCUGUCUAGAUUGUUUCUGUAGUCUACAUGAAUAGAAUGUACUCUUUAUUCAUUGUAAAUAGCGUAGAGAAUCUUAUUUUCUUAAUAUGGGCAAGUACAAUCUCCUCCCUAAAACAAGGGAACAUUCCGUGAUUGUUCUGUUGGAGUAUUAACAUCAUUUUCUGCUUCCCAUCUGUUUGAUUGUGAUCUAUAAGGGUUUGCCCUGUUUUAUUUUCUACCAUAAUCUGCUGUUUUCAUUGUAGCUGCUGUUCUGUGGUGGAUUUGUAAAUCCUCAUAAAUAGGAUUAGGGGGCAGAGAAAUGCAACUGGACAUGACUGGACUUGAUUGCUGAGGUUAUGAUGGACACAUGGGCAUCCAUGUUCCUAUCUAAGAAAUUCAGGAUGGGAAUUAUCUACCCUUUUAUGUUUCUAGGUCAGAAUUAUUGUGUUCCCAUCUGCCCGUGUUUAAAAUGCAAUCAAAUAUACAGCCAAAUUAGAAUUCAGUUAUUAAGUGUGUCCAAACAUUUCACAAACCUAACAUAAUAUGUUGAUCUGGUUGAUUUGUCAACGUCCUUUUGUUUGUUUUCAAUAGUUCAACAUAUUUUAGUGUUGCAUUUUUCAGUUUACUGUAAAAUCCUAGUCUGUUUAAAUUACUGUUUAUUUAUUAAUGUAUCUUACGUCAACUGUGAAAAUGAGGUUUAUUUUAAAUUGAACUUAAUCUCCCUUUUCCUUAAGUGGUGACAUGAAUUUCUCUGAUCAACUUUGUGAGUCAAAUGCAAUUCUGGCUUCAAUUGUGUUCAAGUCUAUCUUCAUGUCUUUCUUCAUGACUUUACAUGUCAUGCAACGACCUGUAACUAUUGUGUAUAAUUAAAUAUGUUCAGAUUAGAGAAGCACAAUAUGAUAUUCACACAACUUGUCUUGUGACUGUUAACUGUUCUAACAGUCGUACUAUGCACAGGUGUGUGGGAUGUGACUUCGCUCUGCCAUGUAUAACAGUAUAACCCUAGUGUUGCCU